CAUCAUGGAGGUCGGGGAUUCCAAGCAUGGCAUGGAGGAGUUGAAAGUUCAAAAUGUUACGGCCGCCCUUGAAGGACUGGAAGCGGCUGUGGAUCAAGAUGACACGAUCACAGAAGAUAGCAUGCAACAAGAGAAUGAAUUUGUUAAAAGGUAUGCAGAGUUAGAACAGGAAAUGACUGAACUAAACCAGAAGAAGAGAAUGCAGGAAGAAGCUAUUGCUAAUGUGGAUAAUGUUAUGCUGAAGCAACGAUUCCAAUCAAAAUUGGAUGAAGUCUUGGUGGAGAUGAAGAAACGAGAAGAGGAGAUGGAAACUUUGAAAGUGCUUAUUGGUCCAAGCUGAAAUUGAUGAGCUGAACUGUUGGCUAAAUAAUCUGAUGAGGUGUUACAGGGCAGAGAAAAACCAAUUGGAAGAUCAUUCAUUUAAGCAUAGAGCUGCUCUAAUACCAAGUGUUGACAUCGUCGCAUGCACAAUGCAUUUUUUUCAUUGAUCAUAAACGUUUGUAUGAUUUAAGAUGGUGAUCGUAAUUUAGUUGGUUAAACUACCAUAUUUGUUUGAAUAGCACCCAGGGAGCAUUUGUUGUUGAGAAGGGUUUAUGAGAAGAGUUUAGGGUUGUUGAGAAGGGUUUAUCAUAUAAUGUAAUUGGUCCGUUAGUUUAAAAAUCCUUUAUUUAAUAAUUGUAUUAUUAUCUUGAUUUGUAAUUAUUUUAUAUAUCAUUGUAAUUAAUUAUUGCUGUUGCGGGUAAUUGCCUUUGAUGGCAUUCGUAGCUAAUAAAAUUGAAUUGAAUAUUCACAAUACAUAUUA
Molecule: messenger RNA, 802 nt
Organism: Anneissia japonica
Lineage: Eukaryota; Metazoa; Echinodermata; Crinoidea; Comatulida; Comatulidae
Exons: 4
Coding region: 5-340 (111 amino acids)
Source: RefSeq, a predicted model, not a curated record